CUGCGGUACUUUGCACGUGGUUCUGGUUCUGGGAGCACCCAUCAGCCCUGUCCGGGGCUCCAGUUGAACUAGGUGAUCCGAGAAGCCCUUUCCAACCUUAACGAUUCAGUGAUCCCCUGGGGGUGAUGCCGAGCACCGGGAUCUGUAAGGAUGUAUUAACACUACAUGCAGUAAGAUAUAUGAAUAUAUUAUUUGAAAGGAAACAAACAACCGAGCUGAGGGCACUUUAAAAACGUUCAAGCGCGUUAAAAACGGCGAUACCCGGGUGGGAGGGAGGAGAAAAUUUUUUUUUUUUUUCUUUCCCUCCAGGCAUCUGAUUUACUCCGUGACUCUGAUGCUUAUCAACAACGCGUGAAGAUUGCAAUAAGGAUCCUCCCUGAAAGGCGAGGAGGAGUGACUUCCAGGGGGUUGGGAGGAGGUGGAGUGCAGCUCUCGCCUAUAAGGAGGUGCCCAGCGCCCGGUGCCGCUUCCAGCUGCAGCUCGCGAGGUGCAUUGCCGCGGCGGCAGCCGGGCUGAGCGCUCGGCUCGGGCGCUGCCGCCGCUGUUCGGAACGGCUCCCCGUACCAGGGCCGCCGUGCAGCGUCUCUCGGCUGCCCCUGCACCCGGACUGCCUGGAUGCUGCAUGGAGUAAAUGAGCGGAGAAAAAGGGAGAGCACAGAGGCUGAGAAGCGCUCGGAGAGCGAGAGCGGGGGAGACAGGCGGGCGUCUGCUGGCUUCCCCCCGCUGGGCUGAAGAUGGAUUCCCCAGCCCUCGGGGCUGUCGCUUUGCUGCUCGCCGGUUUUUGGCACCUGGGAUUAACCGCGACAAAUUAUAAUUGUGACGGUGCGUUGGUAUCUACCUUACCUUCAUCAGCCUUUACCAGUUCUUCUGAUUUCUUCAGUACUCACAGUCCCAGCUUUGCAAAGCUCAACAGGCGAGAUGGAGCUGGAGGCUGGUCCCCUCUGGACUCCAACGAGCAGCAGUGGCUCCAGGUUGAUCUUGGAGACAGAGUGGAGAUUGUUGGGGUCGCUACCCAGGGCAGGUAUGGGAGCUCUGACUGGGUAACCAGCUACACGCUGAUGUUCAGUGACACCGGCCGCAACUGGAAGCAGUACAGAAAAGACGACACUGUUUGGGUUUUCACAGGGAACAGCAAUGCUGACAGUGUGGUUCACCACAAACUCCUGCACUCCAUGAAAGCUCGCUUCUUGCGCUUCAUCCCUCUGAAGUGGAAUGUUGGUGGUCAUAUAGGGCUGAGAGUGGAGGUCUUCGGCUGUUCUUAUAAGUCGGAUAUUGCAGACUUUGAUGGCAGAAGCUCCCUCCUCUACAGGUUCAAUCAGAAGCUUAUGAGCACAUUCAAAGAUGUGGUUUCCUUAAAGUUCAAAAGCAUGCAGGAGGAUGGAGUCUUAUUCCACGGAGAAGGACAACGUGGAGACUAUAUUACCCUGGAACUGCAGAAGGGGAAGCUCUCCUUGCACAUCAACCUGGGGGACUCCAACCUGCACUUCACUAACAGCCACACAUCCAUCACCCUGGGCAGCCUCCUGGAUGACCAACACUGGCACUCAGUUCUCAUAGAGCGCUUCAACAAGCAGGUGAACUUCACAGUGGACAAGCAUACUCAGCAUUUUCGGACGAAGGGGGAUUCGGAUCACUUAGAUAUUGAUUACGAGCUCAGCUUUGGAGGCAUUCCUGUCCCAGGGAAACCAGGAACCUUUCAGAGGAAAAACUUCCAUGGCUGCAUUGAGAACCUUUAUUACAAUGGAGUCAAUAUAAUUGACCUGGCAAAAAGGCGCAAACCUCAGAUCUAUACUGUGGGGAAUGUGACCUUUUCCUGCUCAGAACCACAAAUUGUUCCCAUCACCUUUGUCAGCUCCAGUAGAAGCUACUUAUUACUGCCUGGAACUCCUCAAAUUGAUGGGUUGUCAGUCAGUUUUCAGUUUCGAACGUGGAAUAAAGAUGGCUUACUCCUGUCCACCGAAUUGUCUGAAAAUUCAGGAUCUCUUUUGGUUUAUCUCCACGGUGGGAGAUUGACACUUCUUAUUCAGAAAAUGGCAGAAGACCCAGUGGAAAUCAGUGAAGGAUGCCCUGACAACUUCACGGAUUCCCAAUGUUUAAAUCCCAUUACUGCUUUUCAAGGCUGUAUGAGGCUCAUCUUUAUUGAUAACCAGCCCAAGGACCUCAUUUUAGUUCAGCAAGGCUCCCUGGGGAAUUUUAGUGAUUUACACAUUGAUCUGUGUGACAUCAAAGACAGAUGUUUGCCUAACUACUGUGAACAUGGAGGAAAAUGCUCUCAGUCCUGGACCACCUUUUACUGCGACUGUAAUGACACUAGUUACACGGGGGCAACCUGUCAUAAUUCCAUCUAUGAACAAUCAUGUGAGGCUUACCGGCACCAAGGGAAGACGUCAGAUUUCUUCUACAUUGAUUCUGAUGGAAGUGGACCGCUUGGACCGCUCCGGGUUUUUUGCAAUAUAACAGAAGACAAGAUCUGGACUGCAGUGCAACACAACAACACAGGGCUAACCAGAGUUCAAGGAGCUGGUCCAGAGAAGCCCUACACCAUGUCCUUUAACUACAACAGCAGCUCAGAGCAGCUUGAAGCUGUGAUAAACAGUGCGGAGUACUGCGAGCAAGAGGCAGCCUACCACUGCAAAAAGUCACGUCUCCUCAACACCCCGAAUGGAAUACCAUUUGCUUGGUGGGUUGGACGUGCCAAUGAAAAGCAUCUUUACUGGGGAGGAUCACUUCCGGGCAUUCAGCAGUGUGCAUGUGGACUGGAAGAAAGUUGUCUGGAUAUGAGAUAUUUUUGCAACUGUGACGCAGAUAGAGAAGAAUGGACAAAUGAUACCGGCCUCCUUGCUUUCAAAGACCAUUUGCCUGUAACUCAGAUAGUGAUCACUGACACAAACAGAUCAAAUUCUGAGGCUGCUUGGAAAAUCGGUCCUUUGCGUUGCUAUGGAGACAGGCAGUUCUGGAACGCCGCUUCCUUCAACACAGAGGCUUCCUACCUGCACUUCCCCACCUUCCAUGCUGAGGUCAGCGCAGACAUCUCCUUCUUCUUCAAAACUACAUCUCUCUCUGGGGUAUUCUUGGAAAACCUUGGGAUGAAAGACUUCAUACGAGUUGAAAUAAGAUCCCCCAAAGAGAUCACCUUUUCCAUAGAUGUUGGAAAUGGCCCCACAGAAGCAACCGUGCAAUCUCCCACACCCCUAAAUGACAAUCAGUGGCACUAUGUCCGAGCAGAGCGGAACCUCAAGCAAACCAGUCUCCAGGUGGACAACCUCCCCAAGAAGGUUCUGGAGGCACCUGCAGAGGGGCACUUUCGGUUGCAGCUCAACAGCCAAUUAUUUGUAGGAGGAACAGCUUCCAGACAAAAGGGCUUUUUGGGAUGCAUUCGAUCUCUGCAUUUAAAUGGACAGAAACUUGACCUUGAAGAAAGAGCUAAAAUGACUCCUGGUGUUAAACCUGGAUGUCCAGGGCACUGCAGUAGUUAUGGUAAUCUGUGCCAUAAUGGAGGAAAAUGCGUGGAGAAGUACAAUGGGUAUUCUUGUGAUUGCACUGGCUCAGCCUACGAAGGGCCCUACUGCAAGGAAGAGGUUUCUGCUUUAUUUGAAGCUGGCACUUCUAUUACCUAUAUUUUCCAAGAACCUUAUCCUGUCACAAAAAACACAAGCACUUCAAGUUCUGCCAUUUAUGCGGAUGCCAUCAUGUCCAAGGAAAAUAUUGCAUUUAGCUUUCUUACGGCACAUGCUCCAAGCCUUCUGCUGUACAUCAACACCUACUUCCAUGAAUAUUUGGCUGUGAUUCUCUCCAAGAAUGGAAGUUUACAGGUUCGAUACAAGUUGAGUAAGGAUGGACUGCUCAUCUUCACAAUCGACUCUGGAAAUUUUGCCAACCGAGAGAUGCAUCGCGUGAAGAUAAACAGAGAAGGCAGAGAGCUCAUCAUUCAGGUUGAUCAAGUUAUCAAACUCAAACACAACUUUUCUGAGAUUGAUUUUAAGGCCAUCAAAUCUCUUACUUUGGGCAAGGUCACAGACAGUUUAACAAUGGACCCUGAAGUCUCAAAGGCAAAUGCCUACGGUUUCACUGGCUGCAUGUCUUCUGUUUGGUAUAACCACAUCGCUCCCCUGAAAGCUGCUUUACGCCAUCCCAGCAUUGCUCCUGUGACAGUCAAGGGUUCCUUGACUGAAUCCAGCUGUUCAUCCCUAACAGAAGCUGACGUGAACACAGCAACCACCAUAUAUUCCUCUUCAGAUCCGUUUGGGAAGACAGACGAAAGGGAGCCACUCACCAAUGCCGUCAGAAGCGACUCUGCUGUGAUUGGAGGUGUAAUAGCAGUUGUGAUAUUCAUCAUCUUUUGCAUCAUCGCCAUCAUGAGCAGAUUCCUCUAUCAGCACAAACAGGCACAUCGAAGUAGCCAAACAAAGGAGAAGGAAUACCCAGAAAAUCUUGAGAGCUCUUUUAAAGCUGACACUGACUUGCAGAACACAGUGAGCGAGUGCAAACGAGAAUAUUUUAUUUGAUGGACAAUGCAAUUUCUUUUUACUCUUACUCCCCUGAACUUCCUUCCUCCCUUUCUUUCU
Messenger RNA from Phasianus colchicus (ring-necked pheasant), 4565 nucleotides. The record is from RefSeq and is a predicted model, not a curated record. Lineage: Eukaryota; Metazoa; Chordata; Aves; Galliformes; Phasianidae.